Messenger RNA from Sphaeramia orbicularis (orbiculate cardinalfish), 1228 nucleotides. It is a transcript of the gene cyb5r2, whose product is annotated as cytochrome b5 reductase 2. Bases 132 to 1046 code for a protein of 304 amino acids. Lineage: Eukaryota; Metazoa; Chordata; Actinopteri; Kurtiformes; Apogonidae. Gene Ontology annotation, cellular component: mitochondrion. The record is from RefSeq and is a predicted model, not a curated record. Gene Ontology annotation, molecular function: FAD binding; oxidoreductase activity. The transcript has 9 exons.
AGAGGCCACACCCCUUUGAGGCUCUGUGUGUGUGUGUGUGUGUGUGUGUGUGUGUGUGUAACCACUACUAUCCCUGUGUGUGGACUCUGGUCUUUCUCUGCUUGUGUGAGGAGACACACUUUACCACAACUAUGGACCAGAGUUUGGUGGUUCCUGCCGUGGUGGCUGUAUCUGUGGUGGUUGUGACAGUGCUCUACUUUGUCCUGAACGGUUCCACUGGGGAGAAGAAGAAGAAACUACCAGUGACUCUGCAGGAUCCUAUGGUCAAAUAUCCUCUGACUCUUAUAGAGAAACAGGAAAUCAGCCAUGACACAAAAAAAUUUCGCUUUGGCCUUCCCUCCUCAGAUCAUAUCCUUGGACUGCCAGUGGGUCAACAUGUGUACCUUUCAGCUAAAGUUAACGGUUCUCUGGUGGUCAGAGCCUACACUCCAGUGUCCAGUGAUGAGGACCAGGGAUAUGUGGACCUAGUGGUAAAGGUUUACUAUAAGAACGUCCACCCGUCCUACCCUGAGGGAGGGAAAAUGUCUCAGUACUUGGACAACAUGUCCAUCGGAGACGCCAUCGACUUCAGAGGACCCAAUGGACUGUUGGUGUACAAGGGCAAUGGUCAGUUCUCCAUUCGUCCUGACAAGAAGGCGGAGCCAAAGGUUCGGAAGUUUAAACAUGUUGCAAUGAUCGCUGGAGGAACAGGUAUCACUCCGAUGCUGCAGUUAAUCCGCAGGAUCACAGCCGACCCCUCCGACAACACCAAGUGCUCCCUCAUAUUUGCCAACCAGACUGAGAAAGAUAUUCUACUGCGAGAGGAGCUGGAGGAGGUGAAGAAGAAGCACCCUGAGGUCAACCUGUGGUUCACACUGGACAGACCUCCACAAGACUGGAGCUACAGUUCAGGGUUUAUAAACCAUGAGAUGAUCGAGGAACACCUCCCUCCUCCGUCCAAUGACGUCCUUGUUGUCCUUUGUGGUCCUCCACCGAUGAUCCAGUACGCCUGUCUGCCCAACCUGGACAAACUGGGAUAUAAAACAGACAAUAUAUUUGCAUACUAGUGAUAGGUUUACCUUUGGAACUGCUUAUUUUCAUUAAAAAAAUAUCACAAACAGAGCUUUGUUUGUGGAGGUUGGUGUCAUUCUGUCCAAAAUCAGUGUCCUGUGUUGGUCUGAUGAUGAUAUUUUGUAUUUUGUGGCCAAUAUGUACAACUCUGUGAAAUAAAAAUGUAAUACUGUGUUGG